AUGGCGGAUAUACCUACAAUAAAGGCACUGCCCACCUUUACUAGGGAGCAGUUGAUUAAGUACUUUAGCCGACUAUAUCAAUGCCAGCCCGACGAUGGGGAGAAGAGACUGAAAGAUAUUGAGCAUUUGGUCGUUUCUGACGCUCUAGAGGCCCUGUUCACCCUCCAGCGGCGACAUUUGGCGACAUUCCCAUUCUCUAACUUGGUUCUCCAUUACUCUCAACACUAUACAAUAUCGCUUGAUCCAGAUGUCCUGUUCCAUAAGGUAGUGGAAAGGGGACUUGGCGGUUACUGUGUGGAAAACACUGGGCUAUUUUCAAUUGUGCUUCGGACUCUUGGAUUUAAAUUCUACUCUGGGGGGGCGAGGGUCACAAGGAGUCUAGUUGCUGGGCCUGCGAAUGCCGAGUUCCAUGGAUUCGGCCACCAAAUAUUGAUAGUUAUUAUAGACGGUAUUAAAUAUUUGGUGGAUGUCGGAUUCGGCCCCCAGGGACCUACGCAGCCUUUGGUGCUGAAGGAAGGGGAACCAGAUCUAACCCGCGUUGUCCAGAUGAGCUUGGUUCGGCAGAAUCUAAGCAUUAACACUGAUCCUGACCAGCGGCCAUGGCUGUACCGAUUCCGCAAUGACUCUGAUAGCGAGUGGGUGAUGGCCUAUUGUUUCUACGAGAUCGAGUUCACACAUGACGACUAUGAGGUCAUGAACUAUUGGACCAGCACGCACCCAGCGAGCCUCUUUACCCAUGGUAUCAUCUUUACGAAAUUCACGCUCAACGUGGCAGAAGACGACAUCGACGGGGUCGUAAUGCUCCUAAAGGAUACCGUUAAGAGAAACCAUAAGGGGAACUUUGAAAUUCUGAAAACUCUAAAAAGCGAGGAGGAACGCGUUGACGCGCUGAAAGAGUUCUUUAAUGUACAUCUCCUGCCGAUGGAGAUCCGCGGCAUUCGCGGAAAGAGCACCGAGAUCAAGCAAGUCUCUGAUUUUUGA
Molecule: messenger RNA, 981 nt
Organism: Nannizzia gypsea CBS 118893
Lineage: Eukaryota; Fungi; Ascomycota; Eurotiomycetes; Onygenales; Arthrodermataceae
Exons: 3
Coding region: 1-981 (326 amino acids)
Molecular function (GO): acetyltransferase activity
Source: RefSeq, a predicted model, not a curated record